AUGGAGGGCGAGGCGCCGCAGGCGCACCAGCCGCCGCUGAACGGCGUCAGCCUCGACCUCCGCCUCGACACGAUGACGCACCACCACGGCACCUGGCGCCCGGCGUCCCUUUCUCCCGCGGACUACCAGCAGCAGCACGAUGGCAAGGAGGCCUUGUCGUGCAACUACUGCCAGCGCAAGUUCUUGAGCUCGCAGGCGCUCGGCGGCCACCAGAACGCCCACAAGCUCGAGCGCACCCUCGCCAAGCGCGGCCGCGACGCUGACGCAGGCAAAAACGCCGCCGCCACGCCUUCCUCGCCGGCCGACGCCCACAGCUGGCUCCACGGCGACGGUGAUCUUUGGGCUUACUCUGCUGCUUCACCCGCGGCGAGCAUGAGCAUGGGCAUGGGCAUGGGCGGCUGGGCUGGCACUCGCCGCACCACGACGGCUGGCGGGGAGGCCACGGCGGAGAUGGACUUGUCGCUCAAGCUGUGCCUCUGA
Messenger RNA from Triticum urartu, 480 nucleotides. RefSeq lists its product as uncharacterized. The record is from RefSeq and is a predicted model, not a curated record. Gene Ontology annotation, biological process: negative regulation of abscisic acid-activated signaling pathway. Lineage: Eukaryota; Viridiplantae; Streptophyta; Magnoliopsida; Poales; Poaceae.